Messenger RNA from Solanum pennellii, 1622 nucleotides. Its product is annotated as basic 7S globulin-like. NCBI's taxonomy places the organism in Eukaryota, Viridiplantae, Streptophyta, Magnoliopsida, Solanales, Solanaceae. The record is from RefSeq and is a predicted model, not a curated record. Gene Ontology annotation, molecular function: aspartic-type endopeptidase activity. Gene Ontology annotation, biological process: proteolysis. The coding region runs from base 152 to 1468 and encodes 438 amino acids. The transcript has a single exon.
AUUUUCGACAUGAAUUCAGAUUAAUCCGACCAAAACAGUUACCUAACGGCUCCAAAAAAAAAUUUAAAAUUAAACAAGCAUCACAUCACUAAUUCACUAUAAAUCAAGAUGCUACAUCUCCAAAUUCUACUCACUCUAUCCAAACUUAACAAUGGUUUCCAAAAUAAUUUCCCUAUCCUUUUUUCUUCCUUUGCUCCUCUUGUUCUCCCUCUCCUCAGCCAAAGCACCUUCGAAACCUCGAGCUUUUCUUCUUCCUAUAACCAAAGAUGAAGCCACUAAACAAUUUAUCACAACCAUAUACCAAAGAACACCCCUUGUCCCAGCAAAACUUACUAUCGAUCUUGGUCAACGGUUUUUAUGGGUUGAUUGUGAUAAAGGUUAUGUUAGUUCAUCUUAUAAACCUGUCCCUUGUGGUUCCAUCCCUUGUAAACGUUCUUUCUCCGGUGCAUGUGUUGAAUCAUGUGUAGGUUCUCCUUCACCAGGAUGCAACAAUAACACUUGUGGACAAACUAUUUAUAACCCCUUUAUUCGUACUAGCACUAGUGGUGAACUUGCUCAAGAUGUUGUCUCACUUCAAUCAACCGAUGGUUCGAACCCUCGUAAAUACUUAUCAACAACAAAUGGAGUAGUUUUUGGAUGUGGUUCUACUUUCCUUCUUGAGAAACUAGCAAAGGGUGUUAAUGGCAUUCUUGGACUUGGAAAUGGUUAUGUAGGAUUUCCUACUCAAUUAGCUAAUGCUUUUACUAUACCUCGAAAAUUCGCUAUAUGUUUGAGUUCAUCCACAACUUCUCGUGGUGUUAUCUUCUUUGGUGAUAGUCCUUAUGUUUUUCUUCCAGCUGGAAUUGAUGUUUCAAAGAGACUUGUUUACACUCCACUUCUCAAUAACCCUGUUAGUACAUCAGGGUCAUAUUUCCUAGGGGAGCCUUCGGUGGAGUAUUUCAUUGGAGUAACAUCUAUUAAAAUAAAUGGUAACGUCGUGCCAAUAAACACCACAUUAUUGGACAUAACUAAAGAUGGCAAAGGUGGAACAAAAAUUAGUACGGUUGAUCCUUACACAAAAUUGGAGACUUCGAUUUACAAUGCUUUAACAAAGGCAUUUGUUAAAUCGCUAUCUAAGGUUCCAAGGGUGAAACCCUUGGCUCCAUUUGAAGUGUGUUAUAAUAGGAGUAGUUUGGGUAGUACUCGAGUUGGCCCUGGCGUUCCACCUAUUGAACUAGUGUUGGGCACUACAUCUUGGACUAUUUGGGGUUCGAAUUCUAUGGUGGCGGUGAAUGAUGACGUGCUUUGUCUUGGAUUUGUGGAUGGAGGAGUUGAAUUUGAACCAACAACUUCUAUAGUCAUUGGAGCACAUCAAAUUGAAAACAAUUUUUUGCAAUUUGACAUUGCUAACAGAAGGUUGGGUUUUACUUCAUCACUUUUGUUUAGUCAAACAACAUGUGGCAACUUUAAUUUUACAUCCAAAGCUUGAUGGUUUUUAAUCUGAAUAUCAGAUUUUGAUGAAGGAACAGUUGUAGUAGUGAUUAAUUUCUUUUAUUUUCCAUGGAGUUGGGCCAAGAAUAAAUGUACUAUCUAUUUUCUUUUGGUAGUUCAUUUUCUAAUUGCCAUAAUGGCCUGGUCAAUUA